GUUUGCCGGGAAAAUCCAAAGAAUGAGACGUUGAUGCGCGCUCCCGAGAGCCGUGCCUCAGUAUUUCUCUUCCACUAAUCAACAUCGACAACAAACUACAACACUAGGUCAAAACUGACCCUGAAUGGGCGUUCUUCUUAUUGGACAGGUUGCAUCGAUCAUCUCUGAUUGGUGGUAGCUUUCAGAAGAGGUGUGUCUUCCUCAUCAGUGGGCGGAGUCUGUCACUGCUGCAGUACUAUGUGGUUAUUUCAGAGAGUGCUGCUGAUCGGGGCUAUAGGGAGCAAGAGCUUUGCUAGAGCCAUGUGUGCACAAGCUAAUGACUGGCAGUCCGCCAAGUCUAUAUACGAGUUCUCAGCCAAAGACAUCGAUGGAAAUGAAGUUUCUCUGGAGAAAUACAGAGGUUAUGUGUGUAUCAUCACUAACGUGGCCUCUAAAUGAGGUAAAACCUCAGUAAACUAUACUCAGUUUGCGGAAAUGCACGCCACGUACACUGAGGAAGGUUUACGCAUCCUGGGCUUCCCAUGUAACCAGUUUGGAAAGCAGGAGCCUGGAACAGAGGCGGAGAUCAAGGAGUUUGCCAAAGGAUACAACGCAGAGUUUGACCUCUUCAGCAAGAUCGACGUGAACGGUGACGGAGCUCAUCCUCUCUGGAGUUGGAUGAAAGAACAGCCAAAAGGCCGAGGAACUCUGGGAAACAACAUCAAAUGGAAUUUCACUAAGUUCCUCAUUGACCGAGAAGGGCAGGUUGUAAAGAGAUAUGGGCCAAUGGACGAUCCAUAUGUUAUUAAGAAGGAUCUCCCGAAAUACCUGUAGCUGUUUGGAUCAAAUCCGCUCUCCGUCCCGUUCACUUUGUAAUCACCUCUAGUUGAUAACUGGACGUUAGCGGGGGGGGUGACACCCAGUUCCAUGACGGCCGUUCCUCAAGCCUGUGUUCAGGUGGGAACGUCCUGAUGACUUCCGGCGUGCAAAUUUACUGGGAACCCCCGCCAAUGUCCAGCUGUGUCACCAGAGAGGAUCUUAAUUCCAGCUGUUCAUGCACUGAAAUCACACUGAUGUACCUGAGGAAGAUUUAAUAAUGUGUAGAGAUGACAAUAAAAUAGUCACAACUUUUGUGUUUCUGCAUGAUCAGUUCUUUGCCAAACGUUUGGACCAUGGGAAAUACACAUGCAUGUGCUUUUGUUUGCUAAACUGAGUAAUUCAGAAGAAGUUGUUAUUAUUACGUGAGAGAUUAAAUGAAUGACACAGACUGAAUUUGGUUAAAAUUUGGGCCUCUUAGUGUCAAAAAGUGGAACCGAUUUCAACCUGCUGUGCAUAUGUUAGUGGUCUGAAGAUAUUGUUGAAAUUGCAGGGCUAAGGUUAAAGAAUAAAAUGUCCUACAUGCACUUUUUAUUCUGGUCUGGAUGGACCAUUUUUAUAGAGACUUUCAUUUGUAUUUCAGGCAUAAAUCAUGUGAAUUGGUACAUUUUGACAAAAUAUUUCAGGUUUGAAUGGAUCUCAAUGGAGGAUUCAACUUAAUG
Xyrauchen texanus (razorback sucker) is the source of this 1517-nucleotide messenger RNA. It is a transcript of the gene gpx4b, whose product is annotated as glutathione peroxidase 4b. The transcript is spliced from 8 exons. Gene Ontology annotation, molecular function: glutathione peroxidase activity. Gene Ontology annotation, biological process: response to oxidative stress. The record is from RefSeq and is a predicted model, not a curated record. Lineage: Eukaryota; Metazoa; Chordata; Actinopteri; Cypriniformes; Catostomidae.